Molecule: messenger RNA, 6971 nt
Organism: Ctenopharyngodon idella (grass carp)
Lineage: Eukaryota; Metazoa; Chordata; Actinopteri; Cypriniformes; Xenocyprididae
Gene: onecut1
Product: one cut homeobox 1
Exons: 2
Coding region: 441-1829 (462 amino acids)
Biological process (GO): regulation of transcription by RNA polymerase II
Cellular component (GO): nucleus
Molecular function (GO): RNA polymerase II cis-regulatory region sequence-specific DNA binding; DNA-binding transcription factor activity, RNA polymerase II-specific
Source: RefSeq, a predicted model, not a curated record
UUUUAAUUAUUAUUAUAUGAUAUAACAGUGUGAGGUUGAUCAUGCUAUAUAUCCAGCAGGAGGCUUUCCUAUUUAAUAGCAAUGGGGUGCAUCUUCCUUAAUAAGUGACGUCAAAGGAGCCUGGAUCAGCGCGCAUGCGCGGGAAAGCGGAGCGGCAGCCGCAGCACGGAGCAGUGCGCGAAACAACAGCAGACAUGGCAAGAGAUGGCGAGGGACGCGAGCACACCGACACCAUGCACUGCUGAAGGGACGGGGGCCUUAAUAUUAAAACAAAAUUACAAAACUUUAUAAAACAUAGAAAAAGGGAAGAAAAAAAAAACAGAAAAGAAAGCAAAGAAAAAAUAUUCAAGAUAAAAACAGAACUUUUCCAAUGAGAGCACUUCUGUGGACACUGCUCCGCUAUAUCAGAUAGAUGAUUUGUCCACACGCUUGCACGUAUAAUGAACGCCCAGCUGUCGAUGGAGAACAUUGGCGAUCUGCACGGAGUGAGCCAUGAACCGGUCCCCAGCGCGGCGGAUCUCAUGACCGGAGACAGCGCUCAUCACAGGAGCCAUCGGAGCAGCCUGUCAGCCCAUGCGCGCUCCAUGGGCAUGGCAUCAAUCCUGGACAGCGGCGACUAUCAUCACCACCGGCCCCCGGAGCACCCCGGGCUCGCAACGCACCUGCACCCGGCCAUGAGCAUGGCGUGCGAGGCUCCCCCCGGGAUGAGCAUGAGCAGCACCUACACCACCCUCACCCCGCUGCAGCCCUUACCGCCCAUCUCCACCGUAUCCGACAAAUUCCCGCACCACCAUCAUCACCACCACCACCACCACCAUCAUCACCCGCACCAAAGGAUCCCGGGGAACGUCAGCGGGAGCUUCACCUUGAUGAGGGACGAUAGGGGUCUAGCCCCGAUGAACAACCUCUACUCUCCCUACCACAAGGACGUCGCCAGCAUGGGACAGAGCUUGUCGCCCCUGUCCGGAUCUGGACUGAGCGGCAUUCACAACUCCCAGCAGGGGCUGCCGCCCUACGCGCACCCCGGGGCCACCAUGCCCGCCGAGAAGAUGCUUACACCCAACGGAUUCGAGGCACACCACCCCGCGAUGUUGGCUCGACACGGGGAGCAGCACAUGAGCGCGUCUUCGGCGAGCAUGGUGCCGAUCAACGGCAUCCACCAUCACCCGCACGCCCAUCUCAACGCCCAGGGCCACGGGCAGGUGCUGGGCUCCACUCGGGAGCAGAACCACUCCUCCGCGCCCGGAUCGCAGCUUAACAACGGCAGCAGUUCGGGACAGAUGGAAGAGGUCAAUACCAAAGAAGUGGCCCAAAGGAUCACCACGGAACUGAAAAGAUACAGCAUUCCGCAAGCCAUCUUCGCCCAGAGAGUGCUGUGCCGCUCGCAAGGGACGCUUUCGGACCUGCUCCGGAACCCUAAGCCCUGGAGCAAGCUCAAGUCUGGUCGGGAAACCUUCCGCAGGAUGUGGAAAUGGUUGCAGGAGCCUGAGUUCCAGAGAAUGUCAGCGCUCAGGCUCGCAGGUGAGAGAACAAUAGCGUGCAAGAGAAAGGAGCAGGAGCACGGUAAAGGGGAGCGGGGGAGCAUCUCCAAGAAGCCCCGGCUGGUUUUCACUGAUGUCCAGCGUCGGACUUUACAUGCAAUAUUCAAAGAGAACAAGCGCCCGUCCAAAGAGUUACAAAUCACCAUCUCUCAGCAGCUGGGCCUGGAGCUCGCCACCGUCAGCAACUUCUUCAUGAACGCGCGUCGACGGAGCCUUGAUAAGUGGCUGGACGACGGCAGCUCCAACUCGGCCAACUCCUCCUCCUCCAGCACUUGUACCAAAGCAUGAUGGAGUAAUGGCUGCAUUAUGAAAAAAAAAAAAAAAAAAAAAAAAACUUCGGUGGAAAAGCUUUAAACAAAGAAAACUUAACAAGAGACAAUUUUAGACAGCGUUUGCCCUUAAAACUUGUACAGUACCGAUAUUUAUAAUAUCCAAAGAAAAACACCAAAGACUGCUUUGACCCCCAUUUAGGACUUUGUUCGUUUAUGUCUGACAUUCUGCAAAAAAAGAAAAGAAAAAAGUUACACUCCAAUCACUGGUCGUUCCCCAUCUCAACACACUCCCCUAGUCUUUCUUUUUUCACGUGAUCGGUUGCAUUCAAGGACUUUUUCUCAUCAAUGAUUGGUCAUUAUCUCAAACAUGCAGUGAUUGUUAUUCACUCUGAUGUCAGAUUCCAUCAUCGAGGGGCUUGACCUGCAGGUGUAAUGCCUCACCUCUGUGUUUUUAGGCAUCCCAGAUCUAGCCAGGGAUGCCAAAUAUAAUCAGGUGGUGUAGAAUCUUGACAAAGGUUGCCUGAAUGUCACCCUCAGGAUAGUGCUUUCUUCCUAAUUGUUGGAAAAGUUACAUAGGAACCUAAAAAAUACAUGUGAACUUGCCAUCUUCACUUCUUAUCAAUCACAGAUGGUAGAACCAAAGAAACAUGUGUAUUUUAUUAGUAUUAUUAUUUUAAAAUCAGGCAAAACUAUAUUGAUUCCUCUUAUCAAGACACCCUGUGACAGGUCCAUUCAGGUGACUCCGUAAAUGUAAUAUGGACUGCGGGUCCUGUAGCCAUUUAACAUAUAAUUAAGUUUCGUAUUUAUCCAAACGAACAAACUAGUAGUAGUCAAGCAUGUCUCUGUGAGGACACAUCUGUGCCCGCACCCCAUUCCUGCCUCGGUCCUUUCUUGUGAUUAUUUCAGGGAGAUUUUUGCUAGCUUUAACCUGCCUUUUUUACCUGUAUUUUAAAUGUUUCAAUGCCAGUUGCUAAAAACCAAAGAUAAAGUUACACUAACUAGCAUCUGUCACCGUUUCAUACCCACAUCCAUCAGUCAAACAUAGCUUAUAAGGAGGUAUUGAGUUUCGCAGACUCUCGUAUAAUGAUGUCUGGGUGAAAUAACACAGGGUUUUUGUCAUUUAUCAUAAUUAGCUUUGUCUGCAUGCACAUGUUAAUUGUCAUUAGAGGAAGCAGGAGGAAAUUCAGUUUGUUUUGUGUUACAUUUCAUUUCACAGACUUAUUUCAUUGCAUACAACCAACUUUCUCAUCCUUAGAAUUUUAAUGUAACGUUUAAAUGACUGGUGGCUGUCAGCAUGCUUUCACAAACCCAUAAGCCAUGUGCUGUCAUAUGGUUUCAUUUCCCCUUUCAGCUCACUUAGAUGCUGUUUUUAUUUUUUGAUAGAAUGCUAUUUCAUUGUCUAAUGCAUCAUUUUCACGCCAUCGACCAUCAACGCCACUGCAGUGUCACCAUCCGGGCCCGAACCCAAUACCCCGCCCGGAAAGAGAGAGAGAGGGAGCAUUCUAUGCAUUUCACAACUAGGAAGAAAGCAUUAUUGAGACUGAAGCAGGGUGAUGCGUUCGCUUCAUAUAAUAGACUCACUCAAACUCACAAGAUAUCUGGCCUUGUUGUCUCUUGUGGUGUGUUUUAGCUUUAAAAUAUAUUUGGUAUUUACGACUAUUACAACAUCGAAGCAUAUAUAAAAGAGCGCUGCUUCCUCAUGUAGAAAAGCAGAAAAAUGACAAAAAAACAAAAAAACAUGUUAAGACCUGCUGAUAUUUAUAGUGUGAACCAAAGAUGCUACCUCAGUCCGUUUCCAUUUGUGAUUUCUAUCAAAGUAAUGAUACCAAAGAAUACCAAAGAUUUGUUCUCUUUGCACGGCCUAAAUGAAUGAUAAGGUGGAUGAAUAGAUGGUGUGUUUCCACUCCUUUUCCCCCUGUCUCCUCCUCUCCUUCGCUCUAAUGCUCUCUAUCACUCAUCCGUGCUCAUAACAGCGCCCUCGGCAGACAUGUUUUAAACUCACAGGACGAGUGCCUUGCUUGAACCAAAGUGUUAAACCGCCGUUGACCUCUCGACACCCACCUUUUAACUCUCGGAAUACCUCAGCCUGUGGAAGGGCCACUGACGAAGAAAAAAUGGAAUAUUUCUUCUCUCUCACCGUGGUGCUUUUGCCAGUGCAACCAUGCAAUGAAAACAUACCAAAGGAAUUUCUCUUGCUUUCUCCAACUCUCGCUGACAAACCAAAGCUCCUGCCACCUCCCUUUUAAACGCCCAGCCAAAUCUGCCGCUUGCCCCGCCCCCCCCCUCGCCACGUCACCAGUGGGUGUGUCCACCGAUUAGGCCGUGCACGUCUUUACCAAUAUCUGAAUACCUCAUAGUAAUAAAUUUUCACAGUUCUGUUGUAUAGAGAGUUUAUGUGAUUAAGGCAGAACUAACUAGUUUGGUAAUCAUUGAUGUUACUUCGGGAAAAAGCUUUAUGAGUAUUUAUUUUGACGGUUUUGGCUAAAGUGCUCAGUUUUGGUCACCAAAGGCGAGUUUCCGUGAUAGAAGCCUGAAACUUGCAGAAAGAAAAAGAAGCUUAUUUUUUUUAAAGCCUUGUGUUAUUCCGAUACUCUUAAGGAUGUUUGACUAUUCUUUUUUACAGGGUAAAACCAACUGCUGUGAUUCUGUGUCUAUAUUCGUUCACUUUCUUCUACUACGGUGUUGUGAUUUCCGUUAAUUUAAUUGCAUUUUUGUAUCGCUUAACCUCUGUUUAAUUUAUGUAUUUGUAGAAAAUAUAGAUUUGUACAUAGUAGGUUUUUUGAAAAAAACAAAACAAACAAAAAACAAACAAAAAAAAAUGGACAUUUAUUUUAUUUUACAGCCUUAUGUCUGAAGUGUAGAUAUAUUGAUGAAUUUCCAUUCCUCUGUGUUUGUAUGUUAGAUGGCACUUUGGCCCUUGUACUAAUACACUGCCAGAGAUCCGAACGGUCCGCCCACAGAGACCCGACCUCAUUGCGGCGAAAAAAAGCAGUGUAUGAUGUUUUUUAGUUGAUUUUUUUUUUUAUGUUAUUUAAAUGUCCAGAAUGAUUUUGUCCUUUGUACUUCAAAUCAUUGUUUUAUGGGUAUUGCUGCACAUCCAAAGAUUUUCUAACCAAACCAAAAAGUGGGAGGGGGGAGGGGGGGGACGAAAGAAAGAAAGUAGUGUAAUUUUUGCAUAAGCACUGGCAUUUGUGAGGUUAUCUGCUGUCUGCACGGGUAUGAACCAGUAGAGGGCAUAAUGUAGACAAGCUUAGUUGGGGGGCAUAUACUGCUAAACAGUACAAUCUGUGGCUUUUGGGAAGGAGGGCUACAAGUCCUGCUCACUUUGCUGUGUUGGACACUGAGAGGGUGGAGCGUGGGCGGGGCAGCAGGUCUGCCGGGGGCGGGGUCACGUCGCUGGGUUGAUUUUUAAUUGACGUGGCACUUCUGCCUAGAUCCAUCUGAUAUGUCAAUUUUGGUUCGAACGUGUGUACUGACAAUGAGCAAAGUCUAAUAAAUCUGCAAAGCAAACAGGAAUUGAUGUGUGCAUGUAUGGGGAGGGCGAAAGUGUGUGUCUAAUGUUGUAUGUUGAAGGUGAUGUAAUUUCUGCUCCACUAGUGGCACCAAACAGAUCUGCAAAAAACAAGUUUCAAACACUUUUCCCAUCUUCUAUAGUUUAUAAUUCUAAAUUACCGGAAGAGAAAGGUCUGCAUUACCGUUCAACUUAGCGGCAGCUGGGUGAUUGUUAUGAUACCCCCAAAAAUUGGUUACUGGCAAAACAUGUGCCAUUAUGUUUGCAAAACGUUUGUUUGGUCAGAAUACAUGGCUACCUUUAAAUAGACAAAUGCUUUGCGCCUGCGUAAUGGCAAACUGCAAAAGCUAACAAGCUGAAAUGCGACCCCCAGUAUCAGAUUGUCCCCCCCUCAAAAUCACAGCAUUGGUUGAGCCUGUAUUGUUAUUUCAGCAGUUUCCAUUUCUGUUUGAUUCUGCUAGUGGUUCGGACAUGGUUUUGUACAGUUCACCUUAACAAUUGGGUGCAUUGUGUGUGUCUGCUUAGGAUGGAGGACACCACUUGAAAACAUCGUGAAAAGAAUGAGGCAUAACAAUGUCCCUUAUAUUAGCAAGACUGAAGAGAAAGCCCAUGAUAGCAGCACUUUUCGUCUCACUAUGCUGUACAAUCAGAAUUGUAUCAUUAGGUUUGCUGGCCAUGGGUUUCCUGUGUCGCAUAAGGGAUAUCGGAUAGAUGAUCCAGGUGCAGCGUUUAAGAUUUGUUUUUGUACAAUAGCAAAGAGUGGCAUAAAUCAAGCCCUACUGUGAGUUAAGAUCCUCUCUGCCCACAACACAGUCAAAGACCCAGAAGUGUUCGCCAACAGCAUCACAGCAGCUGUCUGCAUCAGAAUACUCACCCCUUCUCUUCCCAAACCUUACGCUCCGUCCCGACCCACUCCUCUAAUGUAGUGUCUAGCUUAGAUAGCUCGAUGUAUGUGAAUGUUGGGAUUGCUCUAAUCAUUAAUUCCUAUCCCAGUUGGUUGUCGUGGAAAAGGAGUUCCUAUUUGAUAGAAGGCUUGGCUCUGUGUGCCGUAUAAUACUGAGAGCGCCUAAGACAAUCAGCUGGAAAACAAAAUCAUGUUUUUCAUUUUUUAAUAUUUAUUUUUUGUAGGUCCAAGAGGGACUACUUCCAGCGAUGAUUAUUAUAAAGAAAGAGGAAGGUUUUGAUAAACUGAAAAAUAAACUUGCUGACAUUUUCUUUCGCAAAAGUAGUGCUUGUUUCCAUUUCGAACAGUGCAUCUUGUAUCAAGCUGGUUCUGUUUUUUACACUUUUCUUUUUCUUCUCUCUUUCUCUCGGCCUGUUUUCUCUGUAUGUUGUGUCUGUUUCAGUGGAGGAAUGCAGUAGGUAUUACUCUCAGGUUGUAAUGCGUCAUGCUUUUAAUUUUAAAUUCUGAUCUAUAUCAAAUUGUUUGUUUGUUUUUUUCCUUUCUUCUUUCCUGUUAGCUACUGUUCUCUAUAUGCCGUGCAAUAUCAUCUUCUGUGUUUGCUAAGCAAGAAAAAAAAAAGAAAAAAAAAGAUGCAAGUAAUGAUGUCACCAUGCUUUUUUCAGUGUUAAAAUGUUUCAGCAUUUCUGUAGUCACAAAAAUGUAGAAAAUAAAAAGGUUGGGUUUUCCAGCGCAUCACAACCAGA